UCCACGUAGUGCUGCGCUCUGCAGUUUUCUACAGUAUUUUGCUUGUUUUAACGAAUAUAUCGAGUUGUUUUGUGAAAAGUCUAAUGUUCUAAAGCAGCUUUCUUUUUUACCCUCCCGGACUUUAAUGUAGUUUAAUUAGGCAAACGUUUGUUAAAAUGUUAAUUUGGUCUUGGAGUUCACGUUUGCACAAUUUGCAUCAACUAUAUCUGAUACAGUUAAAAGAAUCUCACAUCUGUCUCUCCCUACAGCCCCCCUCGCCAUCACACCAUUUCUUGCAUUCUAAUCCAUUCUCGCAUCUUUCCAAACCCCCCCUCGCCGUGGAUGAGCUCGCUUUGUCGACUUCCAGUCAGUGGAGACAAUACAAAUGAACGCGUCGGGAGAUUCGUUCCUCUACGACGCACCGACAAGCCGCUCUGCCUUCAGCAGGAGACAGUGCGUCUGUGUGAGGGCUCUGUCGCCAGCAAGAGAAAGGCUCCAUGUUCAGUGCAGCCCUGCUGGUUCUUGGCUGCGUGCUGCUGCAGAGGAACCCAGUGACCACAGAGGGGCAUCGUGGGACCAACCGCCAUGUCUUCUAUGCGCUUCACGUGGACGGAGGGCCCGGAGCCGCCAAAGUUCUGGCCGAGCAGCACGGACUGGAGUUCAUGCUGCGGGUUGGCAGCCUGGAGGAUGUGUACACCCUCAGAGACAGCAGGGGGCGCCGUGACAGAGCCGCCUUUGAGAGCAGACUUUCUGCAGCACAAGGGGUUCGUCAGGUGACGAGGCAGCACAGUCAUUACAGAGACAAGCGGGUUCCUGUGGAAGAACUGGACCUCAAAUUGACUCAGAGUUCCCAGAGGGGAGAGUCCACAUCUGACAGGCAGCCUGAGGAGAAUAAGAGCGACCAGCCCCUCGCCUUCAAUGACCCGCUCUGGCCCAUGCAGUGGGAACUGUUUGCACAGGGUGAGUACAGCUACAGUGGGCUUGACCUUAACGUGAUGCCGGCUUGGAUCAACACUGUCACCGGUGACGGAGUCGUGGUCAGCAUCAUCGAUGAUGGUAUUGAUCACACAAACAAGGACCUGAAGAAAAACUUUGAGGCCCUCGCCAGCUUCGACGUGCGUGCGUCACACGGUCUGUCACAUGAUCCCAUGCCAGUCAAAGACGAGGAGGAUAGUCACGGUACCCGAUGUGCGGGGGAAGUUGCCAUGGAGGCCAACAACUCCUACUGCGGUGUGGGCAUCGCCUUCAAUGCCAGAAUCGGAGGUAUCCGCUUGUUCGACGGCCCCAUCACCGACGCCAUGGAGGCCACCACCCUGACCUACAACAUGGCCUUCAUCGACAUCUACGUCUGCAGCUGGGGCCCGCGGGACGACGGCGCCACGGUGGACGGGCCGCAGAGCCUGACGGCGCAGGCCCUUCGGCUGGGGACCCACAAGGGCCGACGUGGGAAGGGCAGCAUCUAUGUGUGGGCGGCGGGUAACGGCGGCCUGCACCGCGACCACUGCGGCGCCGACGGCUACGUCAACUCCAUCCACAACAUCGCCGUCGGCGCCGUCUCCGAAACGGGGAAGCCCGCCUUCUUCGGCGAGCCCUGCCCCGGCGUGAUGGCCGUCACUCCGACGGGGUCCGCCGCGGGGGGCCCGCUCCCUCUGGUCACCGUGACCAAUAUGGACGACGGCUGUGUCACACACUUCCCAGGAACAUCCAGUGCUGCCCCCAUCGCUGCGGGGAUCCUGGCUCUCACCUUAGAAGUGAAUCCUGAGCUGACGUGGAGGGAUGUGCAGCAUCUGAUCGCCAACACAGCGAAGAUCCCCGACCCCAAAGAGCCCGGCUGGAACAUCAACGCGGCAGGAUACCAUGUUCACCAUAGGUAUGGUUUUGGAUUGUUGGAUGCAGGGCUGAUGGUACAGCAGGCCGCACACUUCAACACUGUUAUUCCCCAGAGGAAGUGCAUGCAAGAAGGCCCACUCAUUCCUACCAGGAUCCUUUCUCCGGGGGGCUUGGUGACUGUGAACAUUCAAUCCGAUGCCUGCCUUGGGACGACUGAUGACAUCAACACUCUGGAGCACGUUCAGGUGAGCGUGAGCAUCAACGCCGCGUGCCGCGGUGACCUCUCCAUCAGUCUGGAGUCUCCGUCUGGCACCGUGUCGCUGCUGCUGGAUACACGGCCCAACGACGCCUCUACGGACGGCCUGAAAAACUGGACCCUGAUGACGGUGCACUGCUGGGGGGAGCAGCCCCGGGGCCUCUGGACCCUCAAGGUGACUGACCACAAAGGCACAGCGAUGAGCUGUUCGAGGCCGAGUGACGAACAGGCAUCCGGAGCCGUGCUCAGCGCUACACUCAUCCUCUACGGCACCUACCGCCCACACAGGGCCGCUCACGAUGGACCCCUGCAGAGCAUUGUGUCCAUGGGGUUGCGUCACCCCGUCCCUCACAGGGAGGGGCCCCAACCUCAGGAGCUGAUUCAAUGGGUCUACCAAAUGGAGAGAGACAGGAAGGUGCGGGCUGCUGGUAUCAGUAUCCCAGCCAGACGCAAGAUGUGGAAGGUUCCUGGGGAUUUGGGCUUGGAUAAUCCCGACCUCAACAAGCUCUUGACUUCCAGUUCGGCGUUCCAGGAGGGACUCCAUCAAAGUAAACAGUCGGUGGGCAGCAGAGGAAGAAGCCGCAAAAGGACGACAUCAUUAAAAGAGCGCCAGUCAAAUCUGAAACGUUACAUCCCGACAGAUGUUGUACAGACGUCCUCCACAGAGUCACGAGCCUCAGCUGUGACGGGGCUGCAUGCGACCAAGACCAUCACGGAUGAUGUGGACAGAGAAAACAGAUCCUUACCGUCACAGAAUCUCCAGGAUGUCGUCAGCAGUCCGACCCUUCAGAUCCGGCAGGAGGAGAAACUGUGA
This is a messenger RNA of Pungitius pungitius (ninespine stickleback), 2879 nucleotides long. Its product is annotated as proprotein convertase subtilisin/kexin type 4-like. Gene Ontology annotation, biological process: protein processing. The transcript is spliced from 23 exons. Gene Ontology annotation, molecular function: serine-type endopeptidase activity. Gene Ontology annotation, cellular component: Golgi membrane; trans-Golgi network. Lineage: Eukaryota; Metazoa; Chordata; Actinopteri; Perciformes; Gasterosteidae. The coding region runs from base 477 to 2879 and encodes 800 amino acids. The record is from RefSeq and is a predicted model, not a curated record.